AUGGUAGCAGCAGCAGCAGUACAAAAGGCAACAGUGGUGGCGGUAGCAGCAUCGGCGAUAGCAGCAGCAGCAGCAGUGGCAGCAGCAGCAGCGACAGAAGCAGCAGCGAUGCCAGCAGAGCCGCAGCAGCAACAGCAGCAGCAGCAGCAGCAGCAGCAGCAGCAGGGCGGCGCAGGCAGCAUCCGCCCCAGCAAAAAGCCGACCAAACCGCACUGCAGCAAAUCAAUUAAAUGA
Eimeria necatrix is the source of this 234-nucleotide messenger RNA. RefSeq lists its product as hypothetical. The record is from RefSeq and is a predicted model, not a curated record. The transcript has a single exon. Lineage: Eukaryota; Apicomplexa; Conoidasida; Eucoccidiorida; Eimeriidae. Bases 1 to 234 code for a protein of 77 amino acids.